GGCUUCUUUACUUUUCAUUCUUUCAACGGAUCGCAUAAAAAGAAAAAGUGUAAAAUAAAACCGCAACUUGCAGAGAAAGUAGAAUCCCCCAAUCUGCCUUUUUAGUCGAUUUUUCAAGUUUUUGAUUUCGAGAGAGGAGAUGUUGGAGAAGAUUGGAUUGCCAGCAAAGCCAUCCAUGAGAGGAAGUAAUUGGGUGGUUGACGCCUCACAUUGCCAAGGCUGUUCCUCUCAGUUCACCUUCAUCUAUCGCAAGCAUCACUGCCGAAGAUGCGGUGGUUUGUUUUGCAACAGUUGCACUCAGCAACGAAUGGUUUUACGUGGUCAAGGUGAUUCACCUGUUCGUAUUUGUGAACCUUGUAAAAAGCUAGAAGAGGCUGCACGUUUUGAGUUGCGUUAUGGCCACAAGAACAAAGCUGGAAGAGGAAGUUCAAAAUUGACAUCAAAGUCAGAGGAUGAGAUUUUGAACCAGAUACUAGGCAGUGAUGGGAAGGAAUCUUCAUCACCGCAAAGUUCCAACACUGAUAUGGUUUCUACUAUUCAAAGGGCAAGUAGCAGCGGUUCGUGCUCAACACCUCUAGAAGCUUUUGUAAUGGAUGGUGGAGGUGAAAUACAUAGAAGUCACUCUGUUAACGAGCCUAAUCACAUACAGAAUGAGAUAGAAACAACCAGUCCAGAGAAAUUACGUCAGCAAGCUCUAGAUGAAAAAAAGAGGUAUAAAGUUCUGAAAGGAGAAGGGAAGCCUGAUGAAGCUUUAAAAGCAUUUAAAAGAGGUAAAGAGCUUGAGAGGCAGGCUGAUGCUUUGGAGAUGGCUAUUAGAAAAAACCGUAGGAGGGCUUUACAUUCUGGCAACAUGGGUGAGAUUCUGAAUAAAGAUGAGCCUAAAGAGUCAGGGACAAAAAGUAAACUCCUUGCUAAAGCAAGUAAAGAGAAGGAUGACCUUACUGCUGAACUAAGAGAAUUGGGCUGGACUGAUGCAGAUCCACGUGAUGAAGAUAAGAAAUCAGUGAAUAUGAGUUUGGAGGGUGAACUGUCUUCUCUUCUUGGAGACAGCUCUCAAACGUCUGGUAAAGCUGCAAGGACCAGUGGAAUUGACAAGACUGAGGUUGUUGCACAUAAAAGAAAGGCUCUUGCAUUGAAGCGUGAAGGAAAGCUUGCAGAAGCCAAGGAAGAAUUAAAGAAAGCUAAAGUCUUGGAGAAGCAGCUUGAAGAACAAGAACUUUUGGGUGCGUCUGAAGAGUCUGAUGAUGAGAUAUCUGCACUGAUCCAUAGUAUGGAUGAUAAUAAGCAAGAUGAAUUGUUAGUAGGUUAUGAACAGGAGCAAGGUUUUGAUUUUGAUCACCUUAUGGGCACAGCUGAUGAUCUUGCUGAUGAUAAAAAUUUGGCAGUGACAGAUGAGGAUCUGGUGGAUCCAGAAAUGGCGGCUACAUUAAAAUCAUUAGGUUGGGCUGAUGAUUCUGAAAAUGAGCGGAACUCUAUGGCCGAGAGUGUCCCCAUUAACAGGGAAGCCCUACUGACGGAAAUUCAUUCAUUGAAAACAGAGGCACUUAACCAAAAACGGGCAGGUAAUGUUGCUGAGGCAAUGGCACAGCUAAAGAAGGCAAAGUUGCUUGAAAGGGACCUGGAAAGUCUGGAGGGUGACGCAGACAUUUUAGACAGACACAAUCCCACAAUUAUUCAGAAAGAUUCAAGUCCACAAAAUAUCAAUGUGAAGAAAUUAGAUUCUAAACCGGCACCAAAGAAUAGGUUGUUGAUUCAGAAGGAACUUCUGGCUUUGAAAAAGAAGGCUCUUUCUUUGAGAAGGGAAGGGAAAUUGGAUGAGGCAGAGGCAGAAUUGAAGAAAGGUAGAGUUCUUGAACAGCAGCUUCAAGAGUUGGACAAUACUUCAAAGGCUACGCUGGUGACAAUUGGUGGUAAGGACCUAGACCCAGAUACAGCAUUUGAACAUCCUGAUAUUCAUGGAAAUAAGCCAGUUGGGGAAGAGAAAGAGGAUGUAACAGAUCAAGAUAUGCAUGAUCCAGCGUACCUUGCUCUUCUAAAGAACUUGGGUUGGAAAGAUGAAGCUAAUGAGUUUGCCAGCACAUUAUUAAAACCUUCUAAGGAAAAUGAUAAUCAUCCUAUUCAAAUUUCUGACACCUCAGUUACUCAAGCCUCAUUGAAUAGCUCAUCAAGGACAUUGAAGAGAAGUAAGGGUGAAAUACAGAGGGAACUUUUAGGCUUGAAAAGAAAGGCUCUUGCUUUGAGACGUGAAGGGAAGACUGAUGAGGCAGAGGAAGUACUUAGAUCAGCGAAAGCAUUAGAGAACCAGUUGGCAGAAAUGGAAGCACCCAAGAAAGAAAUUCAAGUUGAAUCUGAAAGGCAGAAGGAUGAUAUAAAGCCUCCUCGUCAAAGUGUAGUUGAGGAUAAAGAUGCAGAUGAUGUUACCCGAGAAGAGAUGAAUGACCCUGCAUUGAUAUCCAUGCUAAAAAAUUUGGGUUGGAAGGAUGAAGAAUUUGAACCCGUAACUGCACAAGGAAAGCUGUCUAAAAAUGUUUCCGUUAGUUCUCAUCAUACUGCAGAGCCAUUUGUAAUUCCAUCAUCUUCCAGCAUUUCAUCUGCAACACCAAGUGUCAACGCAGAAAUCCAACAAGAUCACUCAGGUAAAAUGGGAAUUCAAGGCAGUACGGGAACAUAUCAAGGCCUUGGCUUCAUUCCUCCACAUCACCAAUCUGGGAAUGUAAUGGACUUCCUGACAGGUGAUGACCAGACAGGUUCACAAAAACCAGCUGGAAAACCUGAGGCCCAUGUUCAAGUUGAUUCCUUGACAAGUUCGUCUGAAAUCCUAAGAAGAAAAGAUGAUAAAGUCAGUUCUGGUUCUGAUGUUUCAUGUCAGGUUGAGAGCAAUGUUCCUGAAAGGUCCUUGACAAGCCCCCCUCAAAAUCUUGGGAGUAAAGCAAGUUUUAGAGCUGAAGUGAGGGAAGAAACAGUUAAUGCAGAUGAGAAGCCACUCAGUUACGGAGCAAAUUCUUCUCAGGGAUUGGCUUCUCAAAACAACAAAAAUUCCAUUCGGCAAGAAGUCUUGGCUCGUAAGAGGAAGGCAGUUGCCUUGAAGAGAGAAGGAAAAUUGAUGGAGGCUCGAGAAGAACUUAGACAGGCAAAGCUUUUGGAGAAGAGUUUGGAGGCAGAGUCUUCCGAGACUGAAGCUGGUAAACAAAAUGUGUCAUUAUCUACGUCCAAUGCUUCUCCUCCUGUUCAACAGAAGGAAUCUAGUACAACCAUUUUGGCUCCAAAACCUUUGUCUGCGCGAGAUCGAUUCAAGUUACAACAGGAGUCUCUUAGCCACAAACGUCAAGCACUGAAACUGAGAAGAGAAGGACGCAUGGAAGAAGCAGAAGCUGAGUUUGAAUUGGCCAAGUCUCUUGAAGCACAGUUGGAGGAGUCUGCUUCUCAAGAUUCCAGUAAGUCUUCUGUUAGUACGGCAGAAGCAGUUGAUGAUGCAGUGGUUGAAGAUCUUCUCGAUCCUCAACUUCUAUCUGCCUUGAAAGCAAUUGGUAUUGAAGAUGGUAACAUUGCAUCAGAAGGCCCUGUGAGACCAGGGCCUGCAAAACUUAGUCCUCACAAAGUUGAAAGUGUUGGUCAGGAGAGAAUUCAGUUGGAAGAGCAGAUCAAGGCAGAAAAGGUAAAGGCAUUGAAUUUGAAACGUUCAGGGAAGCAAGCUGAGGCUUUGGAAGCUCUUAGGCGGGCCAAAUUAUAUGAAAAGAAACUGACUUCCUUGGCUUCAAAUUGAAGAUGGGAAAAAAAUGAUGCUUGAUACCUUCCAAUCACGGUAUUCAAGUGGUACCUUUUAGAUGAGGUCAUUGUGGAAAAUAGGCAAGUGAUCUGAGUCAUGUGAUGUCCAAACCGGAUCUAAUGGUUCGGCUUGAGUCAGCGCCUCAGGCUAACGUUCCAGAUCUUGCUCGCUGGUUCCGGUUUCUGUGUUACCCAACUGUAUGGCGGUUUUCAGUAUGAGACGUACUAGUAAGUUUCUUUCCCAUCAGGGGCAUAAGAGUUUGUGCUGCAGAAGGUAGAAUGAAAGUCCAAUUUUCAAAUUUGCUUCAUACCAUUUGUGAAGAAUGAAGAUGAUUGUUAUUUAUCUAAAAUGAUUCAAACUGUAAUUGCUAAAUUUGAAAAUGGAAAACACAGUUGAAGUUGUUUGAGCUUCA
Molecule: messenger RNA, 4178 nt
Organism: Manihot esculenta (cassava)
Lineage: Eukaryota; Viridiplantae; Streptophyta; Magnoliopsida; Malpighiales; Euphorbiaceae
Exons: 3
Coding region: 140-3763 (1207 amino acids)
Molecular function (GO): protein binding; metal ion binding
Source: RefSeq, a predicted model, not a curated record